This is a messenger RNA of Phacochoerus africanus (Common warthog), 961 nucleotides long. Its product is annotated as keratin-associated protein 9-2-like. The transcript has a single exon. Bases 77 to 961 code for a protein of 294 amino acids. The record is from RefSeq and is a predicted model, not a curated record. Gene Ontology annotation, cellular component: keratin filament. NCBI's taxonomy places the organism in Eukaryota, Metazoa, Chordata, Mammalia, Artiodactyla, Suidae.
GGCCCAGAACGGAAGGAGUGAUCCACAUCUGAGAAACGCCCCUGGGAACAGGAAUCCACCCUCCACCACUGACACCAUGACCCAGUCGUGCUGCUCCCCUUGCUGCCAGCCCACGUGCUGUGAGUCCAGCUGCUGCCGGCCUUGCUGCCCCCCAGUUUGCUAUGAGGCCACCCAAACGACUUGCUGUCGGACCACCUGCCGCAAACCGACCUGUGUGACCACCUGCUGCCAGCCCACGUGCUGUGAGUCCAGCAGCUGUGGACAAACCUGCAGCGGGUCCAGCUGCGGACAGCCCUGCUGCCAGCCCUGCUGCCAGCCCGUUCGCUGUCAAACCACCUGCUGCAGGACCACCUGCCUCAAACCCACCUGUGUGACCACCAGCUGCCAGCCCACGUGCUGUGAGUCCAGCAGCUGUGGACAAACCUGCAGCGGGUCCAGCUGCGGACAGCCCUGCUGCCAGCCCUGCUGCCAGCCCGUUCGCUGUCAAACCACCUGCUGCAGGACCACCUGCCUCAAACCCACCUGUGUGACCACCAGCUGCCAGCCCACGUGCUGUGAGUCCAGCAGCUGUGGACAAACCUGCAGCGGGUCCAGCUGCGGACAGCCCUGCUGCCAGCCCUGCUGCCAGCCCGUUCGCUGUCAAACCACCUGCUGCAGGACCACCUGCCUCAAACCCACCUGUGUGACCACCUGCUGCCAGCCCACGUGCUGUGAGUCCAGCAGCUGUGGACAAACCUGCAGCGGGUCCAGCUGUGGCCAGCCCUGCUGCCAGCCGGCUUGCGGUGCCGCCGUGUACUGCCGCAGAACCUGCUACCACCCCACGUGCUUCUGCCUGCCGGGCUGCCUAGCCCAGAGCUGUGGCUCCAGCUGCUGCCAGCCUUGCUGCCGCCCUGUCUACUGCCAGACCCCCUGCUGCCGCCCUCGCUGUGUGUCCACCUGCUGCCAGCCCUCCUGCUGCUGA